CCUGGCCUGCCUACUUACACCGGACCGAUCGUGGAUCUCGCCCCACGUUACAAGCCGCCGGGACCAGACAGGCUUCCGGGACUCGUCCAGAGGUGGCGAAUCUUUGCAGACGUCCCCGGGCACGAGAGACUGCUGUUCAUCCUGUUUAAAAUGGGUGUGAAGAAGAAAAGAGAAAUGCAGGUUGCUGCAGUGACAGUUUGCCAUCAGGACCUGGAAACUUUAAGAUCUUUUGCUGAUGUGGAAGGGAAAAAUCUUGCCUCUUUGCUGUUACAUUGUGUACAGCUCACGGAUGGAGUGUCACAAAUCCAUUCUGUUAAACAGAUUGUGCCUCUUCUGGAGAAGGUGGAUAAAGAUGUUGUGUGUGAUUCCACUAUUGAAAGUUGUUUGGAUAUUUUAGCAGGCAUUUAUUUUUCCUUGACUCCAAAGAAUCCCUUGAAGAAAGUUUUGGCAAGCUCACUGGAUGGCCUGCCCGAAUUUUUUCUAACUGAAGCUACACACAGUUUUACUUCUCAUCUUCAAGAAGAACUAGAUACUGCUGACUUACAUUCUUAUAGAAAAGUAAUCAACAAUAUAGCUUCCUGCAUGGAGAACUUUAACCUGGGUAGAGCAAGUGUUGUUAAUCUGCUUAAAGAUGUGCUUCGUUUUCUGCAGAGGAGUUUAAUUGAAAUCCUGGAAGAAAACAGAAAAUUUGCUGGAAAUCAUAUUGUUCAAACAGAGUUAAUGAAUGACUUGCUAGUAGGUGUUAGAGUGGCCAUGACAGUAGUGCAGAAAGUACAAGGGCCCCAAGGCGAACUCUGGAAUGAUUACAACUCUCCCAUCUGGCAAAGUAUGUGUGGCUUGCUGAGCAUUUUCACCAAGUUUUUAAAUGAUGAUGACCUGCUGCAGACUAUUCAAAGUACAUCUGGAUUAGCUGUUGUCCUUUUCAUUAAGACCAUGUUCCGACCAUCUGAAAAGCUUCCUGAAUUGAUCAGCAGCUUGCUUCUCCAGUCAGUUGACAACACCAUUAUCCCUGAAUGGUUCAUGAACUGCUGCAGGAGCCUUUGUUGUGCUGGUGUGCCAGCGUCAGGUCUCUUGUUCCUGUGUCAGGGAACACUUGCUAUGUUGGACUGGCAGGAUGGGAGCACGGGCCCAAGCGAGGAGGCUUUGCUCUUGGAUACUGUGCAUGUUCUGUUUACUUUGAGUUCACAGAUUAAGGAGUCAACACUAGAAAUGUUCCUGUCUAGAACAUUGGUAUCUUGGACCAAUUCAGCCAUACAAAUUCUUAAAUCAAGUUCCCCAAACCUAAAGGAUCAUCUGAAUGGGGAUUCAAGUAUAACUAGGAGACUUUUGGAAUAUGUCUAUACACACUGGGAACAUCCAUUGGAUGCUCUGAGACACCAAACUAAAAUCAUAUUCAGAAAUCUCCUGCAAAUGCACCAGCUCGCUAUGGAAGGGUCAGAUUUAGUCACUGACCCCUUCUUUUUGGAACUGACUAAGAGUCUUCUGCGAUUGGAAUGGCACAUUAAAGGGAAGUACGCUUGCCUUGGCUGUAUGGUUGAGAGUGUUGGAAUUGAACAUAUUUUGGCAAUAGAUAAAACUAUUCCAUCUCAGAUCCUAGAGGUGAUGGGAGACCAGUCAUUGGUACCAUAUGCAACUGACCUUUUGGAAAUCAUGUUUAAGAAUCAUAAGGGCCAAUUGAAGUCCCAGCCUGUCACCAAUACUUGGCUGGAUGAGUGGCAUGAGACCUGGGUUUCUCCUCUUCUUUCUAUACUGUGUGGAGGACACUUGGCUCAGAAGUCCUACGUGACUGAUUAUUACUUGCCGAGGUUACUGAAUCACAGCCCUGGAAGCCUGCAGUACAUGGUGAAGGUUCUCCAGGCAGCUAUUGAUAUGGAAGCUGGGUCUUGUAAUCACAGAGGGGCUCUGGGAGCUUUGAUGGCAUGUCUGCGAACAGCUCGAGCUCAUGGACAUCUUCAGUCUGCAACUCAUGCCUGGGAGAACCUGGUGUGCAGUGCAAGGGUAAAGCAAGGCUUAAUUCAUCAACAGUGCCAAGUGCGGAUAGACACACUAGGCUUGCUCUGUGAAAGUAAUCGGAGCACAGAAGUGGUCUCUGCCGAAGAGAUGCAGUGGAUUCAGUUCUUCAUCACAUACAAUCUCAAUAGUCAGUCUCCAGGUGUGCGGCAGCAGAUUUGCUCACUCCUUAAAAAGUUGUUCUGUAGGAUACAAGAAAGUUCUCAGGUACUAUAUAAGUUGGAGCAAAGGAAACCCACAUCUGACUCAGAGAUCGGGUGCAGCAGAGAGCAGCCUUCUGCCUCUUUACAGCAGUAUAAGAAUUUCAUGUCAUCUGUUUGCAAUAUUCUUUUCGAAGCAUUGUUUCCUGGAUCUUCCUACUCAACUAGGUUUUCAGCUUUAACCAUUUUAGGAUCAGUAGCUGAGGUGUUUCCUGCCUCAGAAGGCAACAUCCAAACAGUAUAUCAGCUGAGUCAUGAUAUUGAUGCUGGCCGUUUCCACAUACUCCUGGAAUGCUUUGCGAGUACUUUUGAAGAAGUGAAAACGUUAGCAUUCGAUCUUCUGAUGAAGCUGUCAUCAGUAACAGCUGCACACCUCCAGGAUUCGGAGAUGCUGCAAGGCCUGUUCCAGGCAGCACUGGAGCUCAGCACCAGCACGAAACCAUAUGACUGUGUGACAGCCUCCUACCUGCUGAACUUGCUGAUAUGGCAGGAUGCUUUGCCAGCCUCCCUGUCGGCCUCCUCAGCACAACAGCUCACACAUGGAGUGCGAGAGAAGUCUGUUGUGGUGGAAAAGAACACUUUAGUAGUUAUUAAAUGCUUGAUGGAAAAUCUUGAGGAUGAAAUAUCUCAGGCUGAGAACUCUCUGCUUCAGGCCGCAUCUUCAUUUCCAAUGUAUGGGAGAGUCCACUGUAUAACAAGAGCUUUCCAGAAGUUGCCUCUCAACGACCUGCGGCUGGUGGGUGAGUGGAGGACAGUGCUGGGGAAGCUUCUGCUCCUGUCCUACAGGCUUUCUGCUGUGGUGUCUCCUGUCAUCCAGAGCUCCUCCCCCGAAGGCCUCAUCCCUAUGGACACUGACUCAGAGUCAGCAAGCCGAUUGCAAGUCAUUCUCAAUGAGAUUCAGCCACGGGACACAAAUGAGUACUUCAGCCAAGCCAAAAUGCUGAAAGAAUGUGAUAGCUUUGAUUUGGAGGACUUGAGUACCAGUGUCUCCAAUAUUGAUAGUUCUACAGAAAUCAAAGGUAAAGAAGGAAAAACAUGUGACGUAACGGCUCAGAUGGUCCUGGUGUGCUGCUGGAGGAGUAUGAAGGAAGUCGCUUUACUUCUAGGCUCGGUCUGCCAACUCCUCCCUAUGCAGCCUGGGCCAGAAUCUUCCAAUGGGUUAUUAACAGUGCAGCAGGUUAAAGAAAUAGGAGAUUACUUUAAACAACAUCUUUUACAAUCCAGACACAGAGGAGCAUUUGAACUGGCUUAUACUGGUUUUGUGAAACUCACUGAAAUAUUAAACAGGUGCUCUCAUAUGAGUCUGCAAAAGCUGCCAGAGCAGUGGUUGUGGAGUGUUUUGGAGGAAAUUAAAAGCAGUGAUCCCUCAUCCAAACUCUGUGCUACAAGGCGCAGUGCUGGGAUUCCUUUCUACAUACAGGCGUUGUUGGCAUCAGAACCAAAGAAAGGCAAAAUGGAUUUGUUAAAAAUAACAAUGAAAGAGCUGCUCUCUUUGGCCUUGUCUGUAGAUGCCUCAGAGGGCAUAGUCCCCCAGGUUCAUGCUUUAAAUAUCCUCAGAGCCUUGUUCAGAGAUACCCGUCUGGGAGAAAGCAUUGUUCCUUAUGUUGCUGAUGGAGCUAAGGCUGCGAUUCUGGGCUUUACGUCACCUGUCUGGGCAGUGAGAAAUUCAUCCACACUUCUCUUUAGUUCCUUGAUCACAAGAAUAUUUGGAGUUAAAAGGGGAAAGGAAGAACUUUCCAAAACAAAUAGAAUGACAGGAAGAGAGUUUUUCUCUCGUUUCCCAGAACUGUAUCCCUUUCUUCUCAGACAGUUGGAAACUGUAGCCAAUACAGUGGACAGUGAACCAGGGGAGCCUGACCGCCACCCCAGCAUGUUCCUCUUACUCCUGGUGCUGGAGAGACUCUACCCGUCUCCGAUGGAUGGCACAUCAUCUGCACUCAGCUUGGCCCCUUUUGUGCCUUUCAUUAUCAGGUGUGGCCACUCACCUGUCUACCGCUCCCGUGAAAUGGCAGCUCGUGCGUUGGUCCCCUUCAUUAUGAUAGACCAAAUACCAAGCACCCUCUGUGAUUUGCUGGACUCUCUUCCCAACAGCACUGACCAGUCUUUCCGACAAAACCAUAUUCAUGGGACACUUCUACAAGUUUUUCAUUUGUUACAAGCCUACGUUACAGACCCCAGACACAGAACAAAUGCAGAUUUUCAGCAGGAGCUGAGUGACGUCACUGUUUGUAUCAGAGCCAAACUCUGGCUUGCCUUGAGGCAGAAUCCAUGCUUGGUGACCAGAGCUGUAUGCAUUGAUAUUUUCUUCCUGCUGACUAACUGCCUGGACAGACCUGAAGAAGGCCAGCAGACAGCUCUGCAGAGUCUUGGCCUCUGGGAAGAUGUGAGAAGAAUUAUCUUGGGAUCAGAGCUGGUUACAGGUUUCCCCUGGACCUUCAAGGUGCCAGGCCUGCCCCAGUACCUUCAGAGCCUUACCAAGCUAGCCAUCCCUGAAGUGUGGGCAUCGCUGGCUGAAGCUGAAGGGCAGGCGAUUGCUGUUCCUCUCUCCUUCUCCCGGCUUCUGGAGUCCUCCUUUUCUGAAGUGCGCUUGCUAACCCUGGAUACCCUGCUGGAAAGGGCAGCAUCCUCUGAACUGGGAGAGAAGGGACCACUUCCCUUGCUAUAUAGUAUGAGAGAGGAGUUCUUGCUGCUGACGAUGAAGGAAAACCAUCCAGGCUGUUUCUACAGGGUCCUGAAGAUUCUCUCUCAUAUGAACCCCAGUGAAUGGCUCCCACACACAGAACGCUGUGUUCAGCUCUCCCCAAAGGAGUUCCUGAUCUGGACUUUGGAUAUUGCUUCCAAUGACAGAUCUGAAAUCCAGGGUGUAGCUCUGAAGCUUGCCUCCAAAGUAAUCACCUACCGUGUGAAGACAUGUGAGGAGAACAAGGCUUCCAUGGCUCCUGAGCUGAGGCAGUGGGUCCAGCUGGUUGUCUGGUCCUGUGGAGAGCAUCUUCCUACUGCAUCUAGAUUGGCUGCUGCUGAAGUCCUCACGAGCACCGCGCCCCUGUUCCUCACUCAUCCCCAGCCCAUUCUUGAAUUGCAGGACACACUUUCUCUCUGGAGGUGUGUCCUUACCCUUCUACAAAGUGAGGAACAAACCGUCAGAGAGGCAGCCACAGAAAUCGUGACAACAGCCAUGUCACAAGGAAACACUUGCCAGUCAACAGAGUUUGCCUUCUGCCAGGUGGAUGCCUCUGUUGCUCUGGCCCUGGCCUUGGCUGUUCUGUGUGACUUGCUCCAGCAGUGGGAACAGCUGGUACCAGGACUGCCCAUUCUACUGGGAUGGCUGCUGGGAGAGGGUGAUGGCCUCGAGGGCCGUGAGCAGAGCGAACACCAGGAAGAAGACGACUACAUAUUUGAAAAAUCAGAAGUCAACUUCUGGGCUGAGACCCUGACCUUUGUGAAAUACCUAUGUAGGCAACUCUUCCAUCGCCUCUGUCAGUCUGGCUGGCAGUCCCCUCACUCACAGAAGCUCUGUCACCUGCAAAGGAUAGCAUCAGAGCAGCGUCACCUCAUCUCUCAGCUCUUCAGAGAGCUUCCACCGUCGGCUGAGUUUUUGAAGACAGUGGAAUACACAAGGCUACGCAUUCAGGAGGAAAGGACUUUGGCUGUCCUGAGGCUGCUGGCCUUCCUGGAAGGAAAGGAAGCUCUCAGAGCCGAAGACUGUCCUAGGGAAUGGAGACAAUUACUGGCCCCAAGAACAGAAGCAGCAUGUUGAAGUAAGAAGGCUGGGCAGGAAGUGGAUUAUCUAGCCAACUAGGCUUGCAAGAACACUUGGACAUAAAUUGAAACUCUUUCCUCUUUCGUUCUGUGCCUCCCCCACUUCUGGGAGACUAGGCUCCUGCCCUUUCCUACAGAGAGCUUUGUCUCAGCACAAUCAUUCAAGGGAGCCCAGCUCACUGCAGCUACUGGAGGAAAUAAGGCUACUGUGUUGAAUAUUUACUCUGUCUCCAGGUGCAGGCCACCUGCAGGCCUGAAUUAGCCUUUUCCAUCCCCAAGGACUUUCAGUCCAGCCAGAGCCUACUUCCCAUGCACUCUGGCUACUAAAUAUUGAGUUUUAGCGCACACAAGUCCUUUCACCCCAAGCACACUCGAACAUGCGCACGCGCACACACACACAGUGCUCUUUGUUUGUUUUGGUCUGGAUAUAGGAACUGGAUUAGUUUGCAAACCCCUACUUGUAUUUCUAAACUUUAUUCCAUUUUAGCAAAGGAGAAAUAUGUUCCAAGUGUUAUAUUCUGGGAGAAUUAAGAAUCUUCCCCAUGCAAAUACUUGUGGUUUUUUUUAUCCAUGUUUACAAGUCCUUCAGUGGCCCAUAUUAUGAGUCCCUCCUGUGUCCCCCAGAAAUGCCUGCCAAGGUUAGGAAACCUGCUUCAGCUGUUUGAUGGAGCCUGGGGAAAAGAGAAGCCUGAACAAAUGCUUGGUUCAUUUGAUGCCUACACUGUUUACUGUUCCGUGAUUGGUGGAAACAACAAAACGAUUCUUAUUCAGAUUCCAAUAAACACAUUUAUCCACUUGA
Molecule: messenger RNA, 6768 nt
Organism: Psammomys obesus (fat sand rat)
Lineage: Eukaryota; Metazoa; Chordata; Mammalia; Rodentia; Muridae
Gene: Thada
Product: THADA armadillo repeat containing
Exons: 38
Coding region: 151-5967 (1938 amino acids)
Biological process (GO): tRNA methylation
Cellular component (GO): cytosol
Source: RefSeq, a predicted model, not a curated record